CCCCCACGUCUCCUCUCUCCUUGUCCUCUCCUCCUUCCCCAAGGUGAUCCACGGCGAGAGAAGGCUCGAUUUUUUUGUCGAUCUGCUCUCCGACGGCGGCGGCCUUCACCGAUGACAGACAAGUUCAAUUCUCGCCAAACCCACCUCAUACACAAACACGCGGCCAUGUACUGCGCGACGGCGGCGGCCAUUUCCAGGUCCUCCUCGGCGCAGCGGCAGCAGCUCGCCCGCGGCGGCGGCGGGAGCGAGCAGCAGCGGUGGGCGCGUGAGUAUGCGGCGAAGGCAGUCACCUUCUGCGUCGGCACGCACGCCGCCAUGCUGCGGUGCGUCAACGACCUCACGGACGCCGUCAAGGUCACCAUGGGCCUCAAG
Messenger RNA from Triticum aestivum (bread wheat), 372 nucleotides. Its product is annotated as predicted GPI-anchored protein 58. Lineage: Eukaryota; Viridiplantae; Streptophyta; Magnoliopsida; Poales; Poaceae. The record is from RefSeq and is a predicted model, not a curated record.